Vavraia culicis subsp. floridensis is the source of this 1182-nucleotide messenger RNA. RefSeq lists its product as uncharacterized. The record is from RefSeq and is a predicted model, not a curated record. Lineage: Eukaryota; Fungi; Microsporidia; Pleistophoridae. The coding region runs from base 55 to 1125 and encodes 356 amino acids. The transcript has a single exon.
UUCCCUCCAAAUCAAUUUCCCAAAUAUCGUCGUCUUCCCUAUGAUUGCCCAUCAAUGUCAUCAGCCACUGAUCCAUCAAAGAAUGCUUUUAUCGAUACUUCGGUUAUACCCUCACCACUUUCUAACGACCCGAUCGAAUGUGUAACGAAACAAGUGGUAAAACGGCGAAGAAGGAAGCGCAAGCCUCUCGGUGUUUAUCGGCCAUUUAAAUCUAUGUAUGAAGAAGAGAUGCGGUUUCUUACGCCAAGGCAACAGGUUAGAGUGCUGAAAUAUUUGAGUGCAAAGGAAAAGUUCAUUAAAACUGGGCAGAUGGUUAAUGGCUAUUAUUUCGAUAGAAACGAGUUGAUGAAAGAAUACGAGAGGAGUGGCAAUAGUGAAAAGAGUGUUGAAAUGGAGUUUAAUAAUAAUGAAGUGCAUAACAACAAAGCUUGUAGUGACGAGACCCAUAAUAGCGAGACAUAUGUUGAGCAAGUGAGUAAAAGUGGAUCGGUAGACGUACAAAUAUCUGACAUGACAGUUCAACAAAGGCCUUCAAGAUCAAAAUGCAUAAAACAGCGAAAAAACAGCGGAAUAAAACGCAAGAUUAAGCAACCGGGCAAGGCGAAUAUGAAGUGUAAGAACAAAAUGGCUAGCAUUCGCUGUAAGAAUACAAACACCGAGUUCAACACAAAGGUUAAGCGAAAUGCAAGAUACAAGGUGAAACAAGCUGGUGAUGUGCAAAAAACUCAAAAUGUGGAUAAAAGAACAACCAAGGAACAAUUAAAGAUUCAAUGCACCGAAUCAUCCCCCGACUUGGCCGUACAUACCUUUCAAUCUAAUAAAGUGAAAGAAAAAGAACUCAUCACGUACAACAAUACUCAUCUGCAAUUACCUGAUUAUAGACAAAUAGCGCUUAACUGCCUAGUUAACGACCAGGACACCACACAUACUGGAAAUGGUACAUCGUUGACCAAGAACUUCACCCACAACGAUAAAAUACAGUUCAUUCAAACAAUUAAGAAAUUACAUAGCUGCGCGUUUCGUUCCUUUAUCGAAUACAUGGAAACUCCGCUCAUCCGAAAAGACAGGUUUCAAAAAAUUUUUAAUGAUAUCCUGAGCAGAUUUGUGAAGCUAGAGUGCUGUUAAUUAGCGUGUUGCCGAUUUGAAAUAAAGCUUAACAUCCGAUCUACAAAUUAAAAUUAU